CACAGGGAUGGCGUUUCCCUGCGUCAGCUGCUGCUUUUCUGGUGGGGAUUUGGCAUCGGCGCUCCGACAGGGCUGCUCCGAGGGGCGAGGGGGAGAGAAUGCCCAGUGCUGGAGAGGCGCUGAAUCGAUCCUUGAGCUCCGUUCUCCCUCUUCAGCCCUGUUCCCCGUGCGGUUUGGAUAGGGUCUGUUCGAGGGGCUGGCCUGGCCUUGCGUCUACACAGGGGUCGUGUGCUCCUUCGGCCAAGAGAAGUUGGGCGCUCUCAGGGCUUCUCGCUCCUGGACCAGGCGCUGCUCACUCGCUGGGAGGCAGCGUGAAGAGAGACAAAAGUUGCCCCUUGACGGGAUGAAGCGAAAACAGAAGCGCUUCUUGCAAAUGAUCGGCCUGAUUAUCGUGGCUCUGGUUUUCCUGCCCAAUAUUGGACUGUGGUCGCUUUACAAGGAGAAGCAAUUGGAAAAAUCCAACGAGUCCGGAGACCAGGGGUUUCCCCUCGUCCAGAAUGAUGAUCGUUCCUACAGCUGGCCGGAUGGAUUGAAGAGAAUUGACUGGCACAACUAUGAGAGUAUUCGGGAAGAUCUGAUGCGUUCAGGAAAGGGUGAACACGGGAAGCCGUUCCCACUGGCAGAGGAAGAUCAGUCUGAUUCAGUGUACAGGGAGAAUGGCUUCAACAUCUAUGUCAGCGACAGCAUCGCCUUGGACCGUUCUCUGCCUGACAUCCGCCAUCCAAACUGCAAGCAGAAAUUGUACUUGGAGAAGCUGCCAAACACCAGCAUCAUCAUCCCAUUCCACAACGAGGGAUGGUCAUCGCUCCUGCGGACAGUGCACAGUGUGGUCAACCGCUCACCAGACCAGCUGGUGGCAGAAAUAAUUCUGGUGGAUGACUUCAGCGACAGGGAGCACUUGAAAGAACGCUUAGAGGAGUACAUGGCCAGAUUUCCAAAAGUGAGGAUCAUACGCACCAAAAGGAGAGAAGGUCUGAUACGAACCAGGUUACUUGGAGCUUCAGUGGCCAAGGGUGAAGUGUUGACCUUCCUGGACUCCCACUGUGAAGCCAAUGUGAAUUGGUUGCCGCCAUUGCUUGACCAGAUUGCACAGAACCGCAGGACGAUCGUCUGCCCGAUGAUUGACGUUAUUGACCACAACCACUUUGGUUACGAGAUGCAGGCUGGAGAUGCCAUGAGAGGCGCCUUUGACUGGGAGAUGUACUACAAACGCAUCCCCAUCCCGCCAGAGCUUCAGAGAGCCGAUCCCAGUGAGCCCUUCGAGUCCCCUGUCAUGGCUGGAGGCCUUUUUGCCGUGGAUCAGCGGUGGUUUUGGGAAUUGGGUGGCUAUGACCCAGGACUGGAAAUCUGGGGAGGAGAGCAGUAUGAGAUAUCAUUCAAGGUUUGGAUGUGUGGAGGACACAUGUAUGACGCACCUUGCUCCCGAGUUGGUCACAUCUACAGAAAGUACGUCCCAUAUAAAGUUCCCUCUGGCACCAGUUUGGCAAGGAACCUGAAGCGAGUGGCGGAGACGUGGAUGGACGAGUAUGCGGAGUACAUCUACCACCGGCGGCCCGAAUACCGGCACCUCUCCACCGGCGACAUCACGGCUCAGAAGGUCCUGCGGAAACACCUCAAGUGCAAGGACUUCAAGUGGUUCAUGACAGAAGUGGCCUGGGACCUCCCAAAGUACUACCCACCGGUGGAGCCCCCGUCCGCUGCCUGGGGAGAAAUCCGCAAUGCAGCCACGAACCGAUGUGUCGACAGCAAGCACGGAGCGACAGGAGCGGAGCUGAGGCUCGACAUCUGCAUCAAGGAUGGCUCCGAGCGCACAUGGUCACAUGAGCAGAUAUUCACCUUUGGUUGGCGAGAGGACAUUCGACCUGGAGAGCCACUUCACACCAGGAAGUUCUGCUUUGAUGCUAUCUCCCACAGCAGCCCCGUCACUCUGUAUGACUGCCAUGGUAUGAAGGGCAACCAACACUGGCGUUAUCGGAAGGAUAAAACGCUUUAUCACCCAGUGACCAAUAGCUGCAUGGACUGCAGCCUAGCUGACAAGAAGAUUUUUAUGAGCCGAUGUAACCCCACAGUGCACACUCAGCAGUGGAUUUUUCAACACGUCAAUUUAACUGUUCUGGACAACUUCAACAGUAACUCCAGCUCCUAGGGAUACCUUUGCUGUCGCAGAGGUUGUGCACAUUUGGCGAGUCAGUCCUGUGGCUGGAACUGACAGCACCCAGAUCGAUUCGUUCAGGUGUCGAGUUUCGUAGGUACAGGGGUAGGGAUGCGGGGAGGGCUAGGUGUGUGUGUGUGCGUACGUGUGCGUGUGCGUGAGUCUGUGUAUGUGUGAGUGAGCGCAGGAUGGGUUGGCGGGCCUCAUUUCUCAGGAUCGGUGGUAGCCGUAGCCGAAACCAAGAAUGCAACUGACGCACUUUGGAUGGAAAGGAAAAAAAAGAACCUCACCAGCUGUCAAGAGAAUGUGGAAAGGCUCGCGAGGGCUCAGGAAUGCCUUGCUGGUCAAGAGCGGACAGAUUUUACCUGACUUAACGGAAAAGAGCUGGAAUUCUGCAGAUUCUCAGGUCAAUCCUGCUCUGAUGUAUCUUUAAGUGGAUGCUGAUUGCACUUUUUGUUUUAGGGCAGCACACAGCUCGGCUGAUCAGCAAACAGAGUGCAUGGCUGAUACCAGGUCGAACCUGUUCACUGGACCCUAACAACGAGCUGGCCAGUAUCCAACAAUUAUACUGAGUUUUUUUUUAAAACCCUAUUUGGGCUUUGUGAACAACUGUCUUUUCGUUUUUUUGUAUG
Molecule: messenger RNA, 2784 nt
Organism: Mobula hypostoma (lesser devil ray)
Lineage: Eukaryota; Metazoa; Chordata; Chondrichthyes; Myliobatiformes; Myliobatidae
Gene: galntl6
Product: polypeptide N-acetylgalactosaminyltransferase like 6
Exons: 13
Coding region: 344-2146 (600 amino acids)
Biological process (GO): protein O-linked glycosylation
Cellular component (GO): Golgi apparatus
Molecular function (GO): polypeptide N-acetylgalactosaminyltransferase activity
Source: RefSeq, a predicted model, not a curated record